Paramecium octaurelia is the source of this 1509-nucleotide messenger RNA. The record is from the annotation of a GenBank genome assembly. NCBI's taxonomy places the organism in Eukaryota, Ciliophora, Oligohymenophorea, Peniculida, Parameciidae.
AUGAUUAAAAAUCUAUAAGAAGAAAUAGAAAAGUUUAGAACAACUUAGAUUGAGAUUUAAAUAGAGAAGCAUAAGCAUUCAUUGUCAGAAGAUUCAGUAUUAUAAUGUUAUUUGGUAAUGAUCAACUCAGAUCUUCAAUAAGCAUUAAAGGAAUACAUAAAUCAAUUGCUGGAUUAUGCUAAAACUCUACCUCUACCUUCGAAUAAUGAAUUAGCAGUAGCAUUUUCGCAAAGCUUCAUCCCAAUCAAUACUCCGUUUAUUAAGAAAUUUAAGUAAGUAAAAAGGAUCAUCGAAAAGGUGAAUUAUAAUGUCCUCAAUCAGUUUAGAAAAAUGUAUGAUGAAAUGAGAAAUGUCUAGUGUAAGAAGAUGGAAUAACAAAUAAAGGAAAAUGAUUUUUCUAAAUGUAUUUGUGCGAUCUAUUAAAAAACUAAAACUCCCAAAUCUAUACCAAAUGCCAUAAUUUUAGUUUGCUUCAUGUGUCGAUUUCAAUUUCAUAACAGCUGUUUAAGAUAUAAAAUAAAAGAUGGUCAACCAUCGUUUGUGUGUCCAUAAUGUAUACUAAUGAACAUGGAUCCAUUACAUAAAGUAGAAAGCAUGUUGUCCUGUCUAACCUUGGAAACAAGAUCGCAGUCAGAAAAGAGCACAACUAUGAAUUUCCCCUUAAAUUAGGUCGAACUAAAUUAGUCAUUGGAUAUUAGAUGCAUUCGAUUGGAUGGUUAUAGAUAUGAAUAAUCUUGGCCAGACAUUGGUGACUUGAUGAUCAACGGAAUUAAAGUGGUCUAAUUCAAACCAUUGAAAGUGAACAGUUCUUUAAAAUAUAGAAAGGAUGAAUACUAUACAGUGAAGAACCCAAAAUAAGGAUAAUAUCGAGUUGUGUUACGUUCUCAAUCUAGUAAUUUAAAUGAUAGAAAGAACUUUCAAAUCAAAACAGAUUAACUAUUUUACUUUGGAGCAUUUUUAGUUUCAGAGAUUAGUUCAACAGAAAUGAUCUAACAAUAUUAAUUCGAUAAAUCAAAGUGGGUCAAUACCUAGUAAAUGAAAGAUAAUAUUUGCAUGUAUUCUAAUCUCAAUUAAUCAGCAGAUAUAGCAGUCAAUAAGAUUUCAGUAAGCUUAAUUUGUCAAAUUACAACUUUGCCAAUUAAGAUCCCUUGCAGAGGAAUUCUAUGUGAACACAUUUAAUGUUUCUGCUUAGAUAGUUUUUGUAAAUUCAUAGAAUCCCUUACUUAAAAGAAAUGGUCAUGUCCUGUAUGCAAAAGGAUCUGCUUAGAUUUUUAUAUUGACGGCUAUUAAUUUAGUAUACUUGAAUUUUUAAAGAGUUCUAAGGCAAACAAAUAAAGUAAGUAAAGUUUUGAAUAGCAAGUAUCAAAUAUCAAUUUUGAUAGAAAUGGACAUUAUUUGGAUAAUUUUAUAGAUGGUUCAUAAUUAAAAUUUACACCUGGAAGAAACUAUUUUAAUGAGAUAUAUUCAUAAAAGAAAUUAAUAAAAGAAGACUAAAUUGUUAAGAUUUGA